Cydia pomonella (codling moth) is the source of this 2581-nucleotide messenger RNA. RefSeq lists its product as uncharacterized. Gene Ontology annotation, biological process: protein phosphorylation. NCBI's taxonomy places the organism in Eukaryota, Metazoa, Arthropoda, Insecta, Lepidoptera, Tortricidae. The record is from RefSeq and is a predicted model, not a curated record. The transcript is spliced from 11 exons. Bases 335 to 1831 code for a protein of 498 amino acids. Gene Ontology annotation, cellular component: cytosol. Gene Ontology annotation, molecular function: ATP binding; zinc ion binding; eukaryotic translation initiation factor 2alpha kinase activity.
UUCUUAAUACUGGUGCUCUCUGACUUUUAUUUUAUUACUUGAAACACUGAUCGAUUGAGAAAAGAAAAAGGCGCGAAAUUCUAUCUAGAUUUUUCUCUGUCAGUGUCAAACUUAGACGUCUAGACUUCCCCUCCUCAGGUUUUGGUCCCCCCUCCACUCCUCCCUCCUCCAUUUUGGUGUUGACUACGGAGGGGUGCACGCGUGUCAUUUUAUUCUUUGUUACCGCAACCGCAUGUGCAUUUAGAGCAAGAAAGAAAGAAGUUUAAAUUACAAUAUUUUUGGUGCUAUUGAUUAAAGUUUCACCUUGAAUUACUUUGUUAACUUGUGUGAAAUAAUGGACUUUAAUUUUGAAGAUGUUGAGAGUGAAGACCGGCGAGAAGUUACUGAACUUUCUUUAUUAACUCCAGCAUCUUCUCGGGCUGCGAGCCCAAUCGAUCAGGAAUUAAUAAAUCAGGGACUUUUUGAUUUAGAUCAAGGGAUUCACCAGACUGGUGAAGGUUUAACCUGCAUUGAGGAUCCUAUUAACUCAAUCAUACCAAUAUCAAGGCUUGGUAAUGACAUGAAAAUAAUUAGAAAAAUUGACGAAGGCGCUUUUGGAACUGUAUUAGAGGUACACCACCAGAUCGACAAGCAAUUGCAUGCUUUAAAGUGCAUAAAGUUAACCACAGAAGACAAAGAAAAAAGAAUCAAGAUAAUGCGAGAAGCCAAAACGCUAGCAGAGCUCAAACAUGAAAACUUGCUUCGUUACGGUGGCUCCUGGAUCAAUAUAUAUUACCCCUUGGAAGAUAUAUCAUGUGAUGAUAAUGAUAAUACUAGUUCGAGGACACUGCUGUGCAUAUUAACAGAAUUAUGUGAUACUAAUCUUACUCAGCUUAUUGAAGCUGAUUUGCACCGACAGCCUUCUAGAGCGAGGAAUAUUUUUUGGAAGAUAGCGGAAGGCCUGGCUUAUUUACACGCCAGAGGCUUCAUUCACGGAGACCUAAGGUCGGACAAUAUUCUUAUUAAGAAAAAGGACUUAAACAAAAAAGGUGAUUGCGGAGUCUGUUUUCAAGGGUGCUACAGUUCUUUUCAGUUGCCCUGUAGACACAUCUGUUGUUCCCUUUGUGUUAAAGUAAUUGCAUUCGAAUCUAAGGACUGUGCCAUAUGCCAAUUCAAGAUCCCGUUUGGUUAUUUUGAUAAUCCAGUAGAUAAUAUUGAUAAAGAAAACCAAGUAUAUCAAUGGAAAUAUGCAGGAAAAAAGGGAUGGUAUCCAUACGAUAACCAACAUAAUGUUGCAUUAGAAAAUGCAUUUAACGAUGGAUGCCUGGAAUGCAGCGUGAGAAUUCAACACACUAUGUACCGAAUUAACUUUCAAGACAUGGUACAAAUGCAAGAGACUGAUAGAACUAAGACUCGCAAGAUCAGGAGGGAACCUCCUUCAUUGAUGGCUAAAGAUGAUGAUACAGAUGACGUCAAGAUCGGCGAUUUUGGACUUACUCAGUUGACAUCGGAUAUGUUUACGGGUUUUACUCAAAAAGAUGACAUGUACCGUCUUGGCGUGAUUUUGCUGGACAUGUUCAUGUAUUCUAUAAUUGACAAGAAUGUAUGCAGUGGAUGGAACGUGCGACUAAAGAAGGAUACUGUUCUGCGGAACAAAGACCCGGAAAACAUAGGUUUAAUAUAUUUAUUAGGCCUUCUUCUGAAAGAUGAUCCUAACGAACGUCCCACCUGCGCCGAACUCCUAGGUCCAGUUAAAAGAGGGUUCGAGCAGAAGCUAAGAUGGAGGAAACGUCAAGCCGAACAAUUACAGGAUGACAAUAUGAAACGAAUGCGCGAAACCCAACUUCGAUAAGUUUUCAUGCUUUUAGUCUUUCCAUGUUCAAAUCAUGUUGUAUUUUGUACUAUUUUCUUCCCCAUAGGUUUUUACUUUUUUAUAUCAAAUGAUUGAAACUUAAUUCGAUAAGUAUUACUUCAUCGAGUGGAAAUGACAACACUCUUGUUUGUAUCGUUCCAAAAGGAGUUCACCUGUAUUUAUUCUGAACAAUGUGUUCAUUGGUUUUCUUGUGUCACUUCUGUCUUCUGUCAAUUCUGACUUGUUCUACAUUUCGUUAUUGAUUUAGGUCGGUUGCAUUAGGUAAAUACUUCCGACCAACUUUGAUUCCUAUUCGGCCCAAAGGCCCUAAAGUGUUAUCCCCUCCUAAAGUGUUAUCUUCGUUGCCAUAUAUUCCUACAAUAAUCACCGGUAAUAUACAUUUGAGGACACAAAAAAUUUGAGGCAACCCCAUCAGACAAGACCUUGUCUCUACAUGUAACUGAGAAUAUACCGCCCUUAUUCUGCUGAUAAGAAUCUGAUCACCCGCUGAUCUUUUAAAUGUAUAAAAGUGACUGAAAAGGAAUUUUAAUAUUUAUAUGAGGCACCAAUAGCGAAAAAUAACGUCCAACAUUCUUUAAAUGAAAAAAAAACUGAAGAUGAAAUUCGCAGAUUUAUUAACACCCAUGGGUCGGGUCGCCUUCGAGUUGUGUUGACAUGCUCACUUGGUCAGCGGGAACGAAGAAGGAAAUGUAUGCAGCUGGUAUUAUAAUUUUAUAAAAAAAAAAACAA